Molecule: messenger RNA, 1034 nt
Organism: Sinocyclocheilus rhinocerous
Lineage: Eukaryota; Metazoa; Chordata; Actinopteri; Cypriniformes; Cyprinidae
Product: E3 ubiquitin/ISG15 ligase TRIM25-like
Exons: 3
Coding region: 1-936 (311 amino acids)
Molecular function (GO): zinc ion binding
Source: RefSeq, a predicted model, not a curated record
AUGCGUACAUGCAGUAAAAUGGCUCAAGCCUGUGUUUCAGAGGAGCAGUUCAUCUGCCCACUGUGUUUGGAUCUACUAAAUGAUCCAGUGACCAUUCCCUGUGGACACAGUUACUGUAAGAGCUGCAUUACAGACUGCUGGGAUCAUGAGGAUCAGAAGAGAGUCUACAGCUGCCCUCAGUGCAGACAGACCUUCAGUCCAAGACCUGCUUUAGGCAAAAACACCAUGCUGGCUGAAGUGGUGGAGAAACUGAAGAAGACCAAACUAAAAGCUGCUGUUCCUGCUGGACCUGGAGACGUGGAGUGUGACAUCUGUACUGGAAGAAAACACAAAGCUGUCAAGUCCUGUCUGGUGUGUCUGGAGUCUUACUGUCAAACUCACUUUGAGCGUCAUGAGGAGUUUCACCCAGGAAAGCGACACAAAGUGAUUGAUGCAACUAGACAACUGCAGCAGAUGAUCUGCCGUCAACAUGAGAAGCUUCUGGAGGUUUUCUGUCGUACUGACCAGCAAUACAUUUGCAUGUUGUGCGCAAAGGAUGAACAUAAAAAACAUGCGACUGUAUCAACUGCAGCAGAGAGGACAGAGAAAGAGAGGCAUUUAAAGGAGACACUGAGAAAACUCCAGCAGAGAAUCCAGCAGAGACAGAAAGAUCUUGAGCAGCUGAGAGAGGCUGUGGAGUCUCAUAAGCGCUCUGCACAGACAGCAGUGGAGGACAGUGAGAGGAUCUUUACUGAGCUCAUCCGCUCCAUUGAGAGAAGCCGCUCUGAGGUGACACAGCGGAUCAGAGAUCAGGAAAAGACUGCAGUGAGUCGAGCUGAAGGACAAAUGGAGCGACUGGAGCAGGAGAUUGAAGAUCUGAUGAACAGAAACUCUGAGCUGGAGCAGCUUUCACACACAGACGAUCACAUACAUUUCCUGCAGGUAGCCCAACUGUAGUGCAGGUUAUUGGGGACAGUGUGAGAUAAUGAGGUCUUUGAGUCAUUUGUAUUGUUAUUCCUGCAGAGUCUUCAGUCUCUCUCAGCUCUUUCUGAAUC